Messenger RNA from Anopheles coustani, 1047 nucleotides. Its product is annotated as ADP-ribosylation factor-like protein 13B. NCBI's taxonomy places the organism in Eukaryota, Metazoa, Arthropoda, Insecta, Diptera, Culicidae. Gene Ontology annotation, molecular function: GTP binding; GTPase activity. Bases 1 to 1047 code for a protein of 348 amino acids. Gene Ontology annotation, biological process: non-motile cilium assembly; receptor localization to non-motile cilium. The transcript is spliced from 5 exons. The record is from RefSeq and is a predicted model, not a curated record. Gene Ontology annotation, cellular component: non-motile cilium; ciliary membrane.
AUGGGAACUGCUUUGGCAAAAUGCUGUAGAAAGGUAACCGACACUGGCAAUGAGGCACUGAGCCUACUGGUGCUGGGCAUCGAGAACUCUGGAAAGACGGAAAUCUCGUUCAAAAUAUGCCGUCGCAAGCGAACUGAUUACGGACCAACAAAAGGAUGCCGUUUGUUCGAAACGGUGAUCGCGGAAACGGAUGUAAAGUUAAUUGAAAUCGGCGGUGGAUCUGAUUUGAGAGACAUAUGGAAAUACUAUUUUCUUGAUGCCCUUGCCGUAAUCUUCGUAAUCGAUGCUUCCAACAUACACAACAUCUGCGAAUCGUACAACAUUUUCCAAAACCUUAUUUCACACGAGUUUCUCGUUGGCAAACCCUUUCUGAUACUAGCCAAUAAGCAAGACCUGCCCGAAUCGGUCGAUUGUAUUGAAAUCUGUGAAUAUCUGGACGUGGAGUUCUUGGCGAACCGGUUUCGUUGUCCGUGCUUGGUUGAAGCAUGUGGCAAUUGGGAUGCCACAAUAGACGAAUCCAAUGAAUACGACGGGCUUACCUAUGGCAUUCAAUGGCUCGUCAACACCGUCCUCGCUCAUCGUCAGUUUAUUAUGAAUCGUAUUAACUUCCACAAACUGAUUCUGGGUCCUGAAGCUGCAGAUGGACAUCCUGAAAAGUUGAAGCGGCCUCGAACAGGAGUAAAAUCGGGCAGUCGUAAAAAGCGUAAGGAUAGCCGCCCAAAAACCGCUCCAUCCAGUCAGCUAGCUUGGUUGAAGGAGAAUGAUAACAACUAUCUGAUCAAACGAAACAGUGUGAUUUCCGUGAAAAGUAUUCCUAGUAGCACUACAACCGAGCGAACUUCCACCGAUCAAACGAACAAUUCCUGCUCUAAAACUACCACCGAAGGGGGGCUUUCGGAGGUAGACGAGGGAGUAGAGUUAAGCCAUAGCAGCAGUACUGAGCAACCUACAGUCUUAGAAGUUCACAAAGAUGAAAUGACCCUAGAAGAUUUAUCACUUUCCUUUGGCGUAAAUGAAGUCAACGGAAAGCCCGUAGAAAUAAGCUGA